CAACUUCUGAACACCCAUGGGUGAGGCUGUGUGGAGCUACAUCUUCCAGAAAACUGAGUUUCACAAGACCAACCUACUGGAGAAGCUAUGGCUACUUGUCGUCUCUUUCGAGGAAAUGUGUUUCUGUUUUGUUCAUUGUUACUGUUGGCUUGCCUGCUAUGGCCAAUAGUGGUUCAUAUAAAGGACAAGCGUUUAUCACCUGUUACAAAGUUCAGCACAAAAGAUUCUUUGUCUGGUCAAAAAUCAAAGUUAGUAAAUUAUCGGCCAGUAAAUUUCUCAGAGUAUAUAGAUAGCCUUCGUCACGACAUUACCCAACACCAGGCUCUGGAUCCUUACUCCAUUCCCAGAAAUCACAAAGUCAACUCUUAUGACUACUUAUUUCUGAUUGAUGGCCGAAAUAUAUGUCAACGGGAAUCCCCUUUUCUACUGGUUGUCGUACCAUCUGUGUUUGACCACCAAGAGAACCGCAUGGCUAUUCGAGAGACUUGGGGAAGUGUAGUGAGAACGGGUAUGUGGGCUGACGGGACACUGCUACCACUGAUAAAACUCAUCUUCUUAUUUGGAGAAAGACACGACCCAAGCUUGUUCUCCACACUAAAGGAAGAAAACUUGCAGUAUGGAGACAUUGUAUUAGCCAGUUUUGUAGACAGUUACAGAAACCUAACCAUCAAAUCCAUGGCAGCUUUGUAUUGGACCACCCAAUUCUGUCCUGACGCUAAAUAUCUUCUGAAGAACGACGAAGACACCAUUGUCAAUCUGCCACGGCUUGUCGAAUUAUUGAAAGAUAAAGUUCCAAACUCCAUUAUUGGUCACAAAGGUCAAGUACUUAGUGUAACCAGAGAUGGAUAUAUAGAAAAAUGGAUAGUUUCAAAAGAAGAAUAUCCACCUGACAAAUAUCCACCGUACAUUCUAGGAAACUUUUACGCCAUUCCCAAAGAUUUGAUACCAAAAUUAUUCCACGUGUCUCAGUACAUUCCUUAUUUAUCAAUGGAGGACGUGUUUAUUACUGGUGUUGUUCGGGUCACGAUAGGCGCUGGGCUUCAAGGCGUAGAUUCCUGUCUUGACCAGUGUGACUUUAACAUAACGAAGGUAGCUAAUACAGUUGGAAUCUUAAGAAUAAGAGAAGCUUGGGAGAACUUCUCCUACCCUUACAAAGAUAUGAAUGACGCCAGGGAAGAGCGCUCCACCAGACGGACUAAACUCGAGAACAUGUUAGACCCAGGACACAAUGUGGAUUUCGACGUGAGAAUGACAACAUCUAAAAUGAAAGAAAAAAAAUACACAUCUUAA
Liolophura sinensis is the source of this 1290-nucleotide messenger RNA. RefSeq names its product UDP-GalNAc:beta-1,3-N-acetylgalactosaminyltransferase 1-like. The record is from RefSeq and is a predicted model, not a curated record. Gene Ontology annotation, cellular component: Golgi membrane. Lineage: Eukaryota; Metazoa; Mollusca; Polyplacophora; Chitonida; Chitonidae. Gene Ontology annotation, molecular function: hexosyltransferase activity. The coding region runs from base 88 to 1290 and encodes 400 amino acids. The transcript is spliced from 4 exons. Gene Ontology annotation, biological process: protein O-linked glycosylation.